Molecule: messenger RNA, 3023 nt
Organism: Lagopus leucura (white-tailed ptarmigan)
Lineage: Eukaryota; Metazoa; Chordata; Aves; Galliformes; Phasianidae
Gene: CNP
Product: 2',3'-cyclic nucleotide 3' phosphodiesterase
Exons: 4
Coding region: 159-1364 (401 amino acids)
Biological process (GO): cyclic nucleotide catabolic process
Cellular component (GO): membrane; cytoplasm
Molecular function (GO): 2',3'-cyclic-nucleotide 3'-phosphodiesterase activity
Source: RefSeq, a predicted model, not a curated record
CGGAGGGGCGCUGAGGGCGCGGCGCCGUCCGUUCGAACCCGAACCCGGAGCGGCCGUUCCCGGAGCCCCGAGCGGCGCGGGUUCUGCCGCGACAGCCGCCGUCAAACAGAGGUUUCUCCAAGAAGAGCCACCCGUUCCUGCCGAAAAUAUUUCGAAAGAUGUCCGCUCAGUCGGCCAAAGAAAGGCCCGAGAGCCUGCGGUUCCCUUUCCUCGAUGACGAAGAUACCAUCGCCACGCUCAAAGAGUCCAGAACCUUCUUCAUCCUGCGAGGCCUCCCCGGCAGUGGGAAAUCCACGCUGGCCCAGGCGAUCCAGGAGCGCUACAAGGACGGCUGCAAAGUCGUCGCCGCUGAGAGCUACAAAAUCACACCUGCCAUAAGAAGCGCCGUGCCUGAAGAAUACGCCAAAGUCGAUGAGGAAUUAGUUGAGUAUUGCAAACGAGACAUCAGCGUUAUCGUUUUGGACGACACUCACCACGAAAGGGAACGACUGGACCAAAUCUUUGACAUUGCUGACAAAUACCGCUACAAAGUCAUCUUUGCGGAGCCCAAAACCCAGUGGAGGAUGGAUUGCUCGCAGCUUAAGGAUAAGAAUCAGUGGAAACUGACGGUGGAAGACCUGAAGAAGAUGAAGCCCAGUUUGGAGAAGGAGUUCCUCCCCAUGUAUUUCGGGUGGUUUUUGAGCAAAAGAAGCUCUGAGAUCCUGAGGAAGGCCGGCCAGGUGUUCUUAGAUGAGCUGGGAAGCCUCAAAGCCUUCAAAAAGGAGAGCAAAUUCUUCACUUCUGAAGAUCCCAAAAUAAAAAUAGAUCUCACCAGCUACUUUGUGAAGAGGCCGCCCGGGGUCUUGCACUGCACCACCAAAUACACCGACUUCGGGAAGGCAGCGGGGGCUGAGGAUUACGCACAGCAGGAGGCUGUGAGGGCUUCCUACGGCAAGGGCUUCACUCUGUCCAUUUCUGGUCUGUUUGUCACAACCAAAACUGUCGGUGCUCGCGUGGAGCUGAGCGAACAGCAGCUGCUGCUGUGGCCCGGGGACGCCGAUAAGAUCCAGGCAGCCGACAGCCUCCCGAAGGGCAGCCGCGCUCACAUCACCCUCGGCUGCGCCAGCGGCGUCGAAGCCGUGCAAACCGGGCUGGAUCUGCUGGAGUUCGUGAAACUGGAAAAGGCGGGGAGCAAAGGGGAGGAAGUGGGGGAAAUUGGGGGAGGGAAACUGCAGUAUUUUGGUAACGGGAUGUGGAUGCUCGUCCUGUCUAAAAAGAUCGACGUGAGGGCGAUUUUCUCGGGUUACUACGGGAAGGGAAAACUGGUGCCUACACAGAGCACCAACAAACGGGGCUCUGCGUUCAGUUCCUGCACCAUCAUCUAAGAGCACGGGCAGGCGUCGCCCCCGCUGGUUUUUAAAAGGAAAGUAACUCGGUAACCUUUAAAACUGUAAAGAGAAAUAAUUCUGCCUUUACUAAGCAAGCCCUUCUGCCAACCUCAGACCGAAACAUCUCUGGGGAGGCAUUUAUUGGCCUCGGUAGAAAACAAGCAGCUCCAGGAGAGCUGUCACAUAACCCUCGGUAACCAAAGCACUGCUGAGCAUUUCUGAUGGGAGAGUUUGGGGAGAACCAGCUCUCGUGGGGCCCUGCUUGUUUUCUUCCUCAGAGGAGGAUCUCCUGUUGUCUUUUAUAACUUCCCUAUGAGCCACAAUCGUUACAUCUGUACACGUCAGCGCUCCACAGCUGAGCGGUGGCAGAACAGAGCCUGUACAGAACUGCUCUGAGGCCCAGUGAGCUGCAUAACGGACAGACGGACAAACAGCAGGAGUGCUGCAUUCGUGUGAAAACCAGACCCCUUCUGUCCAGUGCAGCAGCUCCCGGCCGCUCUGCCCUUUAGGGGUCGUGCGGCAGCCGCCGGAGCCACGCGUAUCCUUCCCCAUUGCGCUGCUGGCGCGCAGAGCUUUCAGUGCAGAGAAGGGCUGUGCUGAUGGGCUCCACGUCUGUGAGCCAAACACUGCAGACAUGGGGAGAAAAUCACAGCAAGGAAACAGCUUUGAGGAGCUGCAUUCGGUUCCUGUAACGGCUCCAGUUGCUCAGGAUGGGCUGCAUUCAAUUCUGCCAGCACCACCGUCCUGUAGGGAGCAAUCCUGCCUUGGCGGGGAAUGGAAGAGAUGAACUAAUGUCUUUUCCAUCUUAUUUUGUAGACAUUAAAUCGUAUCUGAAAUACAGAACUGUACUUCAAGCAAGAUUUUACUAGCUUUAGCUAAUGCACUGAACGUAGGCUGGAAGUAACACUGUAAUUUAGGAAGUAAAGGGAGGUAUUGUAACUGCGUAACUCAAGUCUGCUCCAACCCCGAUCGUGGGCUGGAGAGAAGUUAAUGAUCGAGCGCUGCUGUUAUUAAGCCUGUUUUAUUAAAGCUGAUGUUUCUGCUCUUAGAUCGUUUGCCAGCCCGCAGACCCGCGCUCACUACUUCAUAACACAAAUCUCAACUAACAGACCCAGGUCAGGACAGCAGCCCCAACUCCUGCCACGGCUCUGCGCCUGGUGAGCUGCAUUGUGCUUAACCCACCGUUAAUAAAUGUAAACUCUCGCUGUGUUCCCCACCUGUGUGCUGGGUUCAUGUCUGUAAAGGGCUCAGCGCUGGGAGAAGCAUUCCUCCUCCUCAGAACAGCAGCAAGGAGCGCUAUGGGAGAGCACAGGCAGUGCUGUGCGAGUUCAGCAGUGAGAGAAAGCACUGCCUGCUUUGGAGGACGGCAAUGGAUUCCCAUUCUAACGCCACCCAAAGAAUCCACGUCUGCACCCUGAGUUCCAUCCGCUCCUCCCUUCCCACAGCUGAGCGCAGGCAGCUGCACCAGGAGCGCUGUGAGCCCCGGUCUCCCAUCCCACCUCACAGCACGCAGCCAGCAGCUCCUGGCAGCACACAGAGCUGCUCUGCUCCCCCCGCCUGCAGAGCCGCGCUAAGAACAACAGCAACGCCGUCCUCAUCGACCUUUUUAUUAGUUUGUACAUCAUAUACAGUUUAUAAUAAAGUAAACCAAUUGCA